AAAAGGAAAUAUUAUUUCAGUCGCACAAUAAUUGAAUAUUUUAUAUUUAGCAUUAAUUUUAUUUUUUAUAUUAAAAAUUAUCAUCUAAAAAUUUAUAUUGUAAAAUACUUUUUAUCUUUACUUAAUUCAUUAAUCAUUAAAAAGAAAAAAAAACUAAUAAAUUUUAGUCUCAUAUUAUUUUUGUAAUGAUAAGAAUUUCAGUCCAACUUGUUUUGGAGACAAGAGAAAAAAAAAAAUAUUCUUUUUGAUAAAAACAGAUGUUUAUUAAUAACAUUUGAAUAGUUACGUGACCUAACUCUUCAAGGUAUCAACAAUUUUAUAUGCUGACUUGCGGAAAAUAUUGAUACUAUAACCAAAUUUACAGAAAAUACAUAAUCAUCUGUGUAGAAAACAAAAAAAAUAAAUAAAAACACACCGGUACAAAUAUUAAAAUUAAAAGAUAUAAUUCAUUCAAAAGAUAAGUAAUGACUGAAUGAGUUACCAAGUUUAUCGAGUCAUUUGCAAGUGAAAAUUUUUAUAAAUUAUUUAUUUUAAAACUGAUUAAAGCACCAACCUCAUCAAGCAAUAAAUCAUGACAACGAACGACAGUGGAGCAAAAAGUAAGCCACUAGGUGUUGAAUUUGGUCUUGGUGCACUUGCUGCAACUGGUGCUGGAAUAUUUACAAAUCCAAUUGAUGUUAUUAAAAUACGUUUACAAUUACAAGGUGAAUUGGCAGCAAAAGGAACUUAUGAAAAAUUAUAUAAAAAUACAUUUCAUGCUGGUUAUACGAUAGCUAAACAUGAAGGAAUUUUAUCAUUACAAUCAGCACUUGGUUCUGCACUUGCAUUUCAAGUUGUAUUAAAUGGUAUUAGAAUUGGUUCAUUUAAAUUUGCUAGAACACAAGGAUGGAUUGUUGAUAAUGAUGGACAAACAAAUGUACCUAAAACAGCAUUAAUGAGUGGAGUUUCUGGUUACGUAGCUGGAAUUCUUGCUAGUCCAUUUUACCUGGUAAAAACUCAAAUACAAUCACAAUCAGUUGAAUCAAUAGCUGUUGGACAUCAACACAAUCAUAAAAGUCAAUUUUCAGCAUAUGCUAAAUUAUGGAAUGAAGGUGGUAUUCUUGGUCUUUAUCAACGAUGUACUGCUGGUGGUGCUAGAUUAUUUGUUGGAUCAGCAACACAGCUAACGUCAUUCAGUUUUGCCAGAGACUGGUUACAACAAUUUUCGGUGUUCGACAGUCGACCAAUGGUGUUAACAUUUUGUUCGUCAGUUGUUGGUGGAAUUGCGGUUGCACUGGCAGUACAGCCAGUUGAUGUUAUUUCAUCAAGACUCUACAAUCAAGCACCUGAUGCAGAUGGAAAACUUGUUUAUCGUGGAAUAACUGAUGCUUUUAUUAAAAUAUUACGAACUGAAGGUUUUACUGGAUUAUACAAAGGUGUUUUUCCAACUAUGAUCAGAAUAGCACCACACACUGUGCUUUGUUUAUGUUUUUAUGAUCAAUUAGAAAUAUAUUACGACCGUUUUAUCAGUUAAUGUUAUUUAAUAUUCAUUCAAAUCAGUAGGUUUGUGUUUAGACUUUUAGAUUAACGAUAAUUCUUGUUAUCAAUAUAUAUAUUUUUUUUUUUUAUUUUAAAUGAAAAAAUAUUAUUGAAAUAUUGUUGAAAAAUAAUGUACAGUUUUUGUUAAACUAUAAAAUAUUUAAUUUAAACAUUGUGAAUUAAUAAAUAAUUUUAUAAAUAAUGUUAAAAUUGUUUUUUUUUUAUUUUAAUUUAAAUUGUAAUGAAUUUUGAAUUAAUUUGUAAUUACAACACGUGCGUAAACACAAUUAUUUCAUUAUAUAUUCAUUAAUGAAUAAAUAUGAGGUUUUAAAUAUUUUCUUGUAUUUAGUAAGUCAAGCAUAUAUCACAUAAAUUUAUACGAGUUCUGAGAAUUUAUGUCAAUGACCUUUUGCCAAUUUUUCUUUAACUUAAUAUUAUUUAAUUGUAAUUACUUUUUCACCCUUUAUACACACACAAGUAUAAUCUCAAAGAAUUGAUCGAUCGAAAAUAGCUGUCUUGUGUUGUCUGUAUUUUUUUAUGUCUCGCUUUCAUGGCAAGAUGACCAAUCCUUGUUCAAGACGACGAAUAAACCACAAAAUGUAUUUUUUUUUUUUUUUUUUUGCAAACUAAAUGGCAAUUUUUAUUUUCACAUACAUGUGUAAGCUACUGAAAAAUAUAUUAAAACAAACUAAAAGAAAUAAAAAAUUUAAGUUGAAUGUACUUUGUGCCAAACAAGAUAACGAGUGUUAAUAAAUUUAAAAAUAAAAUAAUUGAAU
Messenger RNA from Aphidius gifuensis, 2294 nucleotides. Its product is annotated as solute carrier family 25 member 35-like. Bases 572 to 1513 code for a protein of 313 amino acids. Lineage: Eukaryota; Metazoa; Arthropoda; Insecta; Hymenoptera; Braconidae. The record is from RefSeq and is a predicted model, not a curated record. The transcript is spliced from 5 exons.